UCCCGAUCCCUACCGUGCCCUAAUUCUUUUUCUUCUCUUCUCCAUCUGCUCGUGCGGCGGCUGCGAACCUUCUGCCCUAUUCCGGCCACGAUCUCCAACAGGUUUGUACACCGACGUGGUUUAAUUUGGAGAGACGCUCAUUGUUGUUCUCCUUUGUCAGGAAUUAUGAAUAUGUUUCGACGGGGUGGCCGUAGACGGAGCUCUCCAGUUACAGCACCUGCAGACACUGUUGCUACACCCCCAGUAGAGGAUGCAGCACCGUCGCAUACAUCUAUGCCAGUACCAUCGCAUACACCUAUGUCAGUCCCAUCGCAUAUAUCUAUGCCAGUACCUUACUCUACAGGAUCACCUUCUCCUUCGGCAGUGCCUUCUCCUUCCACAGUACCUUCACCGAUUGAGUCGCCAGUACCCUCUUUCGUUCCUUCUCGACACUCGGUUGCUGAGAGGCUAGACACUCGAGAGCCUAUAUCCCCUUGUGGAGAUUCAUUUGAUAAUUCUGUCCGUGUUAUUCACGAGAUUAAUAGAAUUGUGAAUAACCAUUGGAGAGGAGACUCGAUGAGUUAUACAAGUACUCCAGCACCGACAAGAGAGCUAUGGUGGAGUGAAUUUAAGCGAUCAUUCACUUGGGACAUGAUUGAUGAGAUGGAAAAAAAGAGGAUUUUCAUGAAAAAAUGUGGCGAUCACAUUCGUCAUGUACUCAAUCAUGCAAAGUCGAGGGGUAAAAAACCACCAUUCAUCACCGAGGAAAAUUGGAUAAGGAUUUCAAAUUUUUGGGAAAGUGAGGAGUUUAAAAAAAGAAGUCACCAGAAUAAAAUAAAUCAAUAUUUUAAUUCUGGAGAAUUGUCUGCGACAUAUGCAGGAGGCUCUAUCAAUGUGGAUGAGUAUAGACAUAGAUUGACCAAAGAAUUGGGAAAGGAGCCUACUUUUAUAGAUACUUUCACCUGCACAUUUCAGAAAAAAAGAUAAGACUUGGAGCGGGGACAGAGCUAAAGCAAUUAAGGAAAAAUAUGUUGAGUUAGAGGUAGCACAGAGAUGUUCAGCUUCUGCUAGUUCUGAUAUUGAGGGGUCUGAGCCGUCUGUUGGUAGUGAUUUCAAUUUAUGGCUACAGGCGAGUGGGGGGCCAAAAAGGGGAGGAAAGAUAUUCGGAAUGGGUUCAUUGAGCAGAACCCAUAGAGUUGGUCGUAUAUCUUCUUCCUCCUCCUCACAUACCCAGCAGAUGCAUAACUUGACUGAAGAGGUUUCUCAGUUGAAGGGCAUUAUAAGAAUAGGGAUGAAGAAAUGAGAGAAAUGCGCCGACAACAAGAUUUUAUUAUGCGACAUCUUCAGUUAAGUUCUGUUCCAAGUCAUAUUCCUUCCGGUGACGGUGAUGAUGAUAAUGGCGGUGGUGGUGAUUCUUGAUAAAUUUAUGGAAAAGAAGCACGGAAGGUGACCGAAGCUCCUGAGACAUGAUGAUAUGUAUUUUAUUUUCUUUUGAAUGUCUUGUUACAUUUGUUGUUUGGAUUAUUAUAGAACUUUCAUGUUUGAUAUUAUGAGUUGUUGAACUUGUUUGGAUUUUGGUUAGUUGUAUAUAUGAAUAUGAUGUGUUUAGUUUUGGGAUGAUUUGUUUGGAUAUAAGAUAUAUGGAUUAUGGAUGUGUUGGA
Molecule: messenger RNA, 1640 nt
Organism: Zingiber officinale
Lineage: Eukaryota; Viridiplantae; Streptophyta; Magnoliopsida; Zingiberales; Zingiberaceae
Product: beta-mannanase/endoglucanase A-like
Exons: 9
Coding region: 166-966 (266 amino acids)
Source: RefSeq, a predicted model, not a curated record